AUGUCAUCGUUAAGCGUGUGUCAAGGGUUACAAUCAUGUCUUGAACCCCGUGUGAUUGAGCCACGUGUCAUUAGGCUGAAAUUGGCUCCACCAGGUUCCAAAAUUGCUCCUCCACCCUCGGAAUCCGAGUCCCACCAACAAGAACAACCUGAUGAGAAAAAGGACAUGGCUGCUGGCAGUGGUGACUGGAGUUUCCUUCAAGCACUCUCACACCACCCUACUUCUCAAUGUAAUGAUCAUAAUAACGAUGACAAAGUUUAUGUUCAUCCAACAGUUAAACGCUCCUCUUCAAUGCUCAGUGCUAAGAGCUUAGAAAUGUGCACUGAAAGCCUCGGAAGCGAAACAGGUAGCGAUCAAAAUUCUCUCUUCAUCUCUGAGACUCACGAGACUCAUCAGAGUAGUAACACAACUUUGAUAAAGCAUAGAAAGAGAUCGCCUCACGGGGCUCGAAGCUUUCCACCGCCUCUUACUUCCAUCACUCAUCUAAUGCCUCACCGCCAUGACGGCAGGCUCGUCUUGGAAGCCGUCUCCGUAGCUUCUCCUCCUCCGGAGAGUGGCGCUUACUUUCACGCUGAACGCAGCCAUGGUAGGCUCAGGCUUGGAUUUUGCCUCCCCGAGGAGAGUGAAAGCGAAGAGGAAAAAGAUAAAGACGACGAAGAUGAAGAAGACGAUGAAGAAGAAUUUGUGGAGAAUAGUGUGGAGGAGGGAGUAGUGAGAAAGUUUGGGAGAGGCAUGAGUAAUGGCGGCAGGUGCAAGGAAGGCGGGAAUCCACACUUUUUUUGUGCUGAUUCCUUCUUUGAUCUCAUCAGGACAAGUAUCGUAUAGUAUAGUACAAUCAAUAUUAUUUCUAUUCUCUCAUCUAUC
Messenger RNA from Arachis stenosperma, 864 nucleotides. RefSeq names its product protein FANTASTIC FOUR 2-like. The transcript has a single exon. The record is from RefSeq and is a predicted model, not a curated record. NCBI's taxonomy places the organism in Eukaryota, Viridiplantae, Streptophyta, Magnoliopsida, Fabales, Fabaceae. Bases 1 to 825 code for a protein of 274 amino acids.